AUGGCUCCUAUCGCCAUGGUGAUGAAUGGAAAAUGGAUUGCGAAACUUUUACAACACAAAAUUUCUCGCGAACUUGGCUCUAACAAGUUUCUAACAACGUAUAUUUUACCGAUUAAAAUCUAUACUAUACCCAAGAAGGAUACAUUGCAUGAAAAGCCAUAUUUGAUUUAUCUGACUGUUUAUGAUUUUAUAAGAACAUUUGAAAGAUUUAUUGUUGAGCAUCUCAAACUUAGAGAAACAGUAACUGAACAAAGCAAGAACUUAGAAGCAACUGUCUGGUUGAUAGAAGCGAGUCAUUGUAAAAAAUUGCAUGAACUUAAAACUACUUUUGAG
Molecule: messenger RNA, 333 nt
Organism: Racocetra persica
Lineage: Eukaryota; Fungi; Glomeromycota; Glomeromycetes; Diversisporales; Gigasporaceae
Source: the annotation of a GenBank genome assembly